Messenger RNA from Hibiscus syriacus, 1256 nucleotides. RefSeq lists its product as uncharacterized. The record is from RefSeq and is a predicted model, not a curated record. Lineage: Eukaryota; Viridiplantae; Streptophyta; Magnoliopsida; Malvales; Malvaceae. The transcript is spliced from 7 exons. The coding region runs from base 31 to 951 and encodes 306 amino acids.
CUUAUUGCAGGUUUAAUCAGUUGGAAAAAAAUGGACAAUUUGUUGCUUACCGAAGAGAAGGAUCCUUAUGUUUUACGCCUGCUCAACAAAUACUACAAUCAGACAAACGGGAACAAUGGCCGGGACGACGGUGACUAUAAUACGUUUUUCCUUCAUUUUAAAGCCUCGAUUCUCCGAUCAAUUCAAAAGCGGACUUCAAUGUUUUCGGUUACUGAUGAUAUUCUGAGAUCGUUUGUCAUCAUCGAGGAAAUGGACCGCCAACAAGGUGUUCCUCCCUCCGACGCAUUGCGGGAAGCCUUUUCCGCCGUCGCAGUUCAUCGAACUCUCUGCUGGUUGUCUCGCUCGUGGGCCGAAUACUUCGAUUCUGUUAGAAGAAUAUGGUGGAAGUUAAUUAAGGAUUUGGAGGUGUCGGAUUCCUCCGGCCUUCUUUCUCCCGGAUUAGCUAAUUGGAGAAAGGAAGUCGAAGCGGCACUAUGGGAUCGGGAAACCGCUCAGAGACUGUCUCGUAUUAAUACUCUGGACAAAGCGCAGCAUCGUAUUAAGGUUUAUUUGAGGGAGGUCUUCGAUUCAAUAAGUGCCACUGCUCAUGAUGUUGCCUAUGCUCCUGCUUAUGCUCAUACUGAAGGGAACGUGGAUGAUGUCGUCACUGCUUCUACUGAAGUCACUUUGAGUCACCAUCGCACUGACAAAGGGAACAUGGAUGAUGUUAUCAGUGCUUCUGUUCAAGCCCCCUCGAGCCUUAAUCAGAGCACUGACCAAGGGAAUGUGGAUGAAGUUGUCUCUACUCCUAAAGUCCCUUCGAGUCCUCAUUCUUUCACCGACAAAGGGAAUGUGUGUAAUGCAGUCUCUGCUCCUGCUCAAGUCCCUUCGGGGUCUCCUGUUGCACUGACAAAGGGAAUUUGGAUAAUGCAGUCUCUGCUUCUGCUCAUGUCUCGUUGUGUACUCAUCUAAGCACCAACCAUGGGAAUGAGGAUAAUGUUGUCGCUGCUUCUGCCGAAGUACCUUUGAGCAAAUGAUGAUGCUUCGUUGUAAAUUCUUUGCAUAUUUUGUUUACUUGUGGUGGUAGCGUUAGCUUUUCUGGUAUGUAGCAUUGGGUAUGGGAUACUGGUGGAAGUAAAUACUGAAGUACAUAGUGAUGGUUUAGCUUUAGCUUUUGUGGUAAAAUAGCAAUGUAGUGGGAUACUGGUGAUGCUUGAAAUGACAGUGGUUUGGUGUAUGAAAUUCUACAUAUAUAAUCACAGCUUCCUCCUUUUUUU